AUGAGCUCGCUGAUCGUGUUCUCGGAUCUGCUCGAGAUUGAUCUGGCGCUGCGACGUAGGCUACGGUUAUCAGAGUUCCCCCUUGACCCCGUCAAGCUUUCCCCCCGUCGUCCUCGAGCAGGUCUCGCUUGUUUGCCGCUGCUGCAAAACAUUGGUCGGCAGCGGGACUACGCCCGCCGUUCGUUCUCUACACUCCGACUCGUCAGGCAGGUCCUGAUCCAUGGUGACUUCCUGCGUCGCAUGUCUGCUAUUAGCUCGCUCGCAAAGCAUUCGAUUCGAGGCCCGGGGAAUCCGUGGGUGGAACAAUACUUGGCCCAUCCUGAUUAUCGUGUGAUCUCCGCGUUCUUCUUAGGCUGGGUGUUUUUUGAAAGUGCACGCCGUAUCCUGCUUUCCACCUUUGUCUUUCAGUUUCUUCGGUGGUGCGGAGAACAUCUUCGCCUAUACAACUUGCGGAGAGGCUUCAGGCAAACGCCCCCGGACCUUGAAGCUUCUGCGCCCCAGAGAUCACCAGUAUACAUGGAUAGGAACAAUGUACAUGCCACUCUACGUCAUCUCGACGAAGACGUAUAUGUCUUCAUUCUAAAUACUUGCUUCGCCUUCUCGAGCGUUGCCCAAUUCGCCUCUUUGAUCAAAUUUGGACCUCACAAUGGUGAUGUUGGUUGCACGUUCGUCAUUGCAUGGGGAAGUAUGGCGUCCCAGACAGCGCGCCUCGUAGGCCUGCUCAUGCUUGGUCUCGAAUUGAAAAGGCUUCGUAUCAAGCCUUGGGAAGUAUACGCACUUUGGAUUGGCCUCGUAGUCGCUCUCGGCAUUGCAUUUGCAAUGAAUGCAACGAGCACUGGGAAUACAAGCAUAGUGCCUGGGCUGAAUUUCUCCAUCUGUUAUAGGCAGCUCUAUUUGCCAACAUGCCUUGCAUCUUCGCUUACAAUGAUAUCCCUGGAGGUCUAUGUCUGCAUCCGGCUCAUUUGUUUCAAAUUCUCAGUUACACGGCCUCGUUACCUCUUGUGGGCCGUUAUUACAGAUAUCGGUAUUCUGCGGAUCGCCAGUCUAUUGGUACUUGACCUCCUCACAGUGGUACCCGCUACUGUAUUCUCGAAUCCCUUGGCGGAGUUCAUCCCCUUCAGCGCUGGCGCUUUACUUGUCAUAGUGCUAUUCGGUCGUGCUGAGCGAACCCAAGAUCUCAGCAAGACAGCAUUUCUUCAUACCGCCGCCUUUGAAUCGCAUUUACCUCAGUCUGCGCGCAAAGACUACGAGGGUUCAGACGAGGCCGGAAAUCAAGAUGGGCGAGGGCAUACAAUACUCCCAAUCUCCGCAGCAUCUAAUGCUCCAGAUGUUCCAAGUGGAAUGGAUGAUAUCUUGCACAUUACAGGUGCUCCUCGUAAGAUCUUGCCAUCUCAAACCGAAGCUGCGGAGCAAUUCGAAAAAGAGCUUGUGCCAUCGGGACUCGUUAUGCGACGUCCGCGAGAACGCCCUCGUGUGUUUGUGGUAAUACAUGAGGAAUCUCCAGAAAAUGCACCGCCUAACUCGUCACAAAAUCGCGGGUCCAUUCUUGGUUCAGACAUUAUCAGGCGAACCUCUCUUAGAGACAUGAAUACCACCCUGCUCUCCCCGGAGUCACUUGUACGGUCGUCGUAUAAAUCCCCUUCUACUGCCAAUUCCCUCCUCAGUCCAGAUAUCGUUCCGUGGACCCCGCGUAAGAGACGCAGGGAUUCGCUGUGGUCUCCUGAUUCCGGACAGUCAUCACACGGCCUUACCUCUCCGGAUGAUGCUGUAGAGCGUUCAGUUCUGCGCGACUCCACUGUGUCUCAGACUACAUAUUAUCGCCGUUCCCGCGCUUCUCUUUCGAGUGACAUGGACAACGCAGGAUCGGAUCGGCGUGGAAGCUACAGCACGAUUUCGUCAACUCGUGUUGAUCUAGUCCGAGGGCAUUCUAGGCGAAUACCACCCCGUUAUUCCCUCGCUUCUCGCACAGCAUCUGGAGAGGAACUUCCUACAGUGAUGGAAGGACUGUCUCACGGAGAUUCUUCCCGGCAAGCUUCUACUCGAAGAAGCAGAAGAAGGACAUUCGGUCAGCCGUCGCCGAGGAAAAGCAGAGCCUCAGCCCACUCACCUAUGCCUCAACUACCACCGCUGCCCCAGUUCCCGGUUUUGCAGGAUCAAUCUUUCGCUGUUCCACCACCUCUGGAGAAUAACGUGACAGACAUUGGCGAUGAACUUUCACCACGCGAGCUCCCAACUGAGACGAGGUUUGACAGGUCAACCUUCUUACAACCUCAAGGGAUCGCCGCUGGACAUUCCGCACUCUCUGUUGCGGCGGCCGAUGUCCAUGCAUCUCAAUGA
Messenger RNA from Sparassis crispa, 2337 nucleotides. RefSeq lists its product as hypothetical. The transcript is spliced from 9 exons. The coding region runs from base 1 to 2337 and encodes 778 amino acids. The record is from RefSeq and is a predicted model, not a curated record. Lineage: Eukaryota; Fungi; Basidiomycota; Agaricomycetes; Polyporales; Sparassidaceae.